AUGAAAUUUAUGAACAACGCGACGGACAUGGCCGUCGGCAGCAGCGCAUUGCUUGCGACGACCGCAGCAGGCAACGAUGUCACGCCGGCAUCAUGUUUGCCAGCCGAGCGUCCGCCAUCCAUCGCUGAAUCCCGGCUGAGCAUCGGCCAUACAUCGACCAUCGCCCUACGGCCAGGCAUGGCACUGCCGACACUCUUCUGCUUCCCGCCCACCUCUGUCGGCGUCACUUCGCGUACGGUGCUGCUCAUCGUGCCUGGUGGUGGCUUCAAGAGCUAUUCACGGCACGAAGGCUGCGUGACAGCACAGCAUUUUGCGGCGUGUGGCCAUCGCUGCUACGUGCUUGCGUACCGGUUCAAGGCGGCUGGCGGGACGGUAGCUGACUGCCACUCGGACAUGCGGUGUGCAAUCGCGCACCUGCGCCGGCACGAGCCGGACAGCCACUUGCACGCACUCGGCUUCUCGGCCGGCGGCUGUCUUGUCGCUGGUACGUGCGGCCGUCACGCUCACGACGGCGACGCAGUGCCGGAGCCGCCGGACUCGUGUGGCUACAUCUAUGGUCACGUGCCAACGGGCUUGCGGCUAUGUUCGGCGCCGCCGCCCUUCUUCCUCUACGCCACCGCAACCGACGUCAUCUGCGAGGUUGCGAGCUGCCAUGACGCGAUGCUACGCUUGCUCGCCGCGUCCGACGGCACGCGCUCGCACGACCGUUCAGUCGUGUGGCCAAGCGUGGCCAACUGUGACGAAACCCUCGCUGCGAAGCUCUCCGGCUGGUGCGCGCGGCACGGGCAUGGGCAGGGCAUUGGACUGCACAAGCAGGGCGAUCUGCAAGUCUUUGAGUGGGCGAAGGAGCUACACACAUGGCUCGUGGGCGUGGCACACCUCUCGAGCGACCGCACGAACGCCGCGCCCGACACCACGCCCGAUACCGCCGCUCAUGCCGUGCCCGCCGCUGCGCCCGCUGCUGCGUCUGCCGGCGCGCCCAUCAGCGCCCCCGCGACGAGCCUCGCAAGCGCAGCCAACCUCGGCGAGUUCGUGUCGCGCUGCGGGACGUUGCCGGCGGGCGAGUGUUCGGAAGAGGUCAUGAGUGCAUGCGGCCAUGUCUCUGCGCGGCGCACGCAUGAGCAGCGCAUUCAUUUGGACCUCGUGAGCGAAUUCACGCGCCUCAACGUGGUGUUGACGCCGGACGAGCCCGCUGACAAGGCGACGGAUGCGGCGGCCGCUCAGCCCACCGCCCAAGCUGCGUGCGCCGCACGCCGCAUGAGCGGCACGCGCCUUGGGAGUGUCAUCCCAGGCAGUCUUGUGCGAGUGAGCGGCAUCGCCCAGCGCUCGACACGCGGCGGGCUGGUGCUGACAGCUCGCGACAGCGGUGUCGAGCUGCUCGCCGCCGCGUCGUCACACGUGCCACCGCCCGUCGCGGCGCCGCUGCCACCGCGCUUUCACCUGACACCAAACACGGUCGGCUGGCACCGCGCACUGCAGCGCAUGGGCAUCGGUGCGUACAAUUCGCUGACGUGGCGCGGUGGCGAGCCGCUGCCUGCACCGCCGACGCGCGGCUGCUGGUUGCUGCCUGCAAGCGACCUCGCCGCGCUCGCGAUCGCACGCCAACGCGAGCAGCUUGCUGCGCUCGGCUGGCGGCUGCUCACGUGCGCCCCGCGGCUCGUCAGCGCGUUGAGCAACAAGCUGCGCUUUCGCGAGCUUGCGGCGAGUCGCGGCCUGCUCGCCCACCUGCCGCGACACUUCUUGACGCCCGCCGACGCCACCUUCCCGUGCGUGCUCAAGGCGGCAGUCGGCGAGUUUGGGCGGCACGUGCACAUUCUGCGCACUCGUGAGGAGGCUGAGCUGCGGUGGGAUGUCGCGCUGCGUUGGCAGCAGAGGCGCGGGCGGCGUGGCGGCGGCGCGGAUGCUGAUGACGCGGCUGAGGCUGCCGACGAGGAGGAGGGUUGGCUGCUGCAGGAGCUGAUUGCAGGGCGCGUCGAGCACAGCGCGUCGCUGCUCGUGGCUGAUGGCGCCAUCGUCGGCGCUGUCGUCACCGAGUACACAUACGCCGCCGACGAGUAUGUGUGGCCACACGUGCGCGAGAUCAAGGAGCAGCGCGUCUCGCACAGUGUGCUGCCACCCACCCACCGCGCAGUAAUGGCGGCGCUCCUCGCGGGCUUCAGCGGCAUGUGCAACGUCAACUAUAAGGUGCGUGGCGACGCGCUUUGCAUCUUUGAGGUCAAUGUGCGCGUCGGUGGCGACCUCGCAGAGGAUGCGCCGCCGGAGCUCGCGCGCGGGCUCUUCGAGGCCCUCGACCGGCAAGGCGAGGCGCAGCAGCAGCAGCGGCGCGGCGAUGCGGCUGCGGCGGGGAGGCGCGCGCGCGAGGGUGAGCGCCUCUUCCAGCGCCUCCUCGAAGCCCCCCUCGGCCAGCCGGAAGCCGCGCAGCUCGCGAGGGCGGGCCGCGUGCGGGGCCGGCUCGCCGUCGGCCAGCUCAACACGGCGAUCGAAUCGGAGCCCUCUUGA
Molecule: messenger RNA, 2499 nt
Organism: Emiliania huxleyi CCMP1516
Lineage: Eukaryota; Haptophyta; Isochrysidales; Noelaerhabdaceae
Exons: 2
Coding region: 1-2499 (832 amino acids)
Molecular function (GO): metal ion binding; ATP binding
Source: RefSeq, a predicted model, not a curated record